This is a messenger RNA of Penicillium daleae, 3309 nucleotides long. RefSeq names its product guanine nucleotide exchange factor. The record is from RefSeq and is a predicted model, not a curated record. The coding region runs from base 1 to 3309 and encodes 1102 amino acids. The transcript has a single exon. Lineage: Eukaryota; Fungi; Ascomycota; Eurotiomycetes; Eurotiales; Aspergillaceae. Gene Ontology annotation, cellular component: plasma membrane. Gene Ontology annotation, biological process: Ras protein signal transduction; positive regulation of GTPase activity. Gene Ontology annotation, molecular function: guanyl-nucleotide exchange factor activity; protein binding.
AUGUCUCUCCUUCGACGGUUACCCUUCCCCCUCGACCAGGGCGAUAUCAUCCUGGUUCACUCCGUUCACACCAAUGGCUGGGCCGACGGUACCUUGUUAGAUUCUGGGAAUCGAGGCUGGCUCCCUACCAAUUACUGCGAAGCAUAUGACCAACUCCCAAUGCGUCCGUUGUUAAAAGCACUAACAGACUUUUGGGAUAUCAUUCGAGGAGGAUGUGGAUCAUCACUCAAGGAUUUCGGUAACCAAGACUUGAUGCGAGGCCCCAUUGCUGGCGUUCGGUUCCUUCUUGAGAAGUCUGAAUGCUUGACUCGGGAUUCGCCUCUUGUCAAGAAGUACGAUGGGCUUCGCCGAAUUCGCAAGGCCUUGCUUUCCGACCUUUCGGCACUGGUCAAGACUGCCAAGCAGUUCCAAGAUGUCGCCAAUGGUGCCCCAGCGGAGGAUGAGGUCGAGGCCAUUCUAGAUGAGAUGCUCCUCAAGGCUUUCAAGAUCGUCACCCGUGGCGUUCGUUUCCUAGACGUUUGGAACGAGGAGGUUGGUCUGAGUAGGACCAUUGCGGAGAUGGAGACGGCCGGUACUUAUUGCGAUAUGCCCCCGACACCAGCGUCGGCGACCUUCUCUUUGGCAGACACUGCCCCGUUUUCCGACACUUGCACCGAGCGAAAUGAGUCUCGACAGAUGAGCCACAGUCGUAUGGAGUUUAGCCGCGCCUCAAUGCGGACCGAGAUGCUCGAUCACCAGUCCCGUCCCAUGUCUGUGUCAACAAAGCGUAUCUCGAUAUCCCACCGAGUCUCGUAUUCUGGUCCCUCGUCGGCUAUUCGUCCGCAGAAUCUCGCGUCGGAGCGUCUGGGAACCUCGUAUGAUGCUUUCCUGGGUGUGUUGGGAGCUUUCAUCGGCCUUCAUAUGCAGUCGCGCUCGUCAACGGAGCUGGUCACCACCACCCAGCAGGCCGUGCAAUCGUGCCGGGCCUUGCUGAACGUGGUUGAUGCUGUCUAUGACCAUGAUGCCCAGCGAAGUGUCCUCCUCGAUCAGGCACGCGAGUCGAUGUGUGAGAAGCUGUCUGAGCUGGUCCACGCCGCGCGCGACGUGUUCCGUCCUGCCAACUCUCACGACGACGACCUGGUCUUCAUGCCAGAUGAGGGCAAGCGACUGGUCGACGCUGCAACUGAUUGCGUUCGCGCCGCUGGCAAUUGCUUAGCCAAGGCUCGCCUGGUGCUGGAGCAAAUCGGCGACAUCGAAUUGGACACCGUCCAGGAGGAAAUCACUACCCACGAGGACCUGCCAGGCACUGUCACCUCGCAAGCGUCGCCCGACAUGCCGACCGACCAGGGAAAAUCCCAAGAUCUCUCACUUCGUCUUCCCCCGCCGCCUCUCGCGAUUCCAAACUCGACCUACUCGCCAUCUACCCCUGGCCUCACCGACUCGACCACACCCUCUUCUUUCCAAUCGCACCUCACUUCUUCCAGCAGUCCCGCCCUUCCCUCUGCCUCGUCCUCUCUUCCUAACUCUGCCAUCCUCCCCACCCACUCUGAACAAGCUUCCUCUUUCUCUUCAUACGACAGCAGCUUCCGCCAAAGCCAUCCCAAGUCCGACGUGAGCGAGUCCUUCGGCCGUGGUGUUACAAGCAUGGGUAGCAACUUCACGUAUCACAGUCACACCCGCGACUCCGAGAUGAGUGGUCUCUCUCAGACCUCCACCCGGGCCACCUCCCCUGACAUCGGAGGUAGCUUCCAUGGCAGCUUCAUGGUCCCUUCCUUGAAGGAGAGUGUCAGCCACUCCACUUUGGCCGAAGAGACCGAGGAGACGGAAGCUCACCUGUUGGAGAAGACCUACGCCCAUGAGCUGAUCUACAAAGAUGGCCAAGUCAUGGGCGGUAGUCUGCGCGCUCUCAUUGAGAAGCUCACUGCUCACCAGUCUACCCCGGACGCCAUGUUCGUCUCCACCUUUUACCUCACCUUCCGUCUCUUUGCGACCCCUCUGGAGUUUGCUGAGGCUCUCGUCGAAAGAUUCGAGUACAUUGGGGAUACACCUCACGCUGCGGGACCUGUUCGCCUGCGCGUUUACAACGUGUUCAAGGGCUGGCUGGAGUCGCACUGGCGCCAUGAUCGCGAUAACUCGGCUCUCGAGUUCAUCAUCACCUUUGCAAAGACUCGCUUGGCUGUUGACCUCCCCACCGCGGGCAAGCGUCUCCUUGACCUCUCUGACAAGGUCUCUGCUGUUGGCGGCCCCGUUGUCCCUCGUCUGGUCUCGUCGAUGGGCAAGACCAACACCGCCAUUGCUCAAUACGUUCACCCCGAUACCCCUCUUCCUCCUCCCGUUGUCGGCAAGAAGGAGUCCAACUUGCUCAAGCAGUGGAAGACUGGCGAGGCCUCGAUCUCCAUCCUGGACUUUGAUCCAUUGGAGUUGGCUCGACAGCUGACUAUCAAGGAGUCGCGUAUUUUCUGCUCUAUUCUUCCCGAGGAGCUUCUCGACACCGAGUGGACCCGGAAGUCUGGUUCCCUGGCAGUUAAUGUUCGCGCCAUGUCCACGCUUUCGACGGAUCUGGCUCACUUGGUUGCCGACUCCAUCCUCUACUUGGAGGAGCCCAAGAAGCGGGCUGCAACUAUCAAGCACUGGGUCAAGAUUGCCAACAAGUGCCUGGAGUUGAACAACUACGACACCCUCAUGGCCAUCAUCUGCUCUUUGAACUCGUCCAUGAUUUCUCGCCUGAAGCGCACUUGGGACGUUGUGUCGCAAAAGACCAAGACUACUCUGGAGCAUCUCCGCACCAUCGUUGAUGUCUCCCGCAACUACGCAGUCCUGCGCCAGCGCCUGCAGAACCAUGUGCCCCCCUGCCUGCCCUUCGUUGGUACUUACCUGACGGAUCUCACUUUCGUUGAUCAUGGCAACCAAUCUCUCCGGAACCUGCCGACAGAUGACGGUGAGAUGGCUGUGAUCAACUUUGACAAGCACAUGAAGACUGCCCGCAUCAUCAGUGAGCUCCAACGGUUCCAGAUCCCUUACCGUCUUACCGAAGUCCCGGAGCUGCAGACCUGGAUGCAGAACGAACUGGUCCGUGUGCGCUCAAACGGUGAGACCACCCUUCAGACCUUCUACCGCCGGUCGCUGGUCCUCGAACCGAGAGAACCCUCGCGCAGCGCUGUCAACCUUCAAGCCCAGGCUCAGGCUCAGGCUCAGGCACAAGCCCCUCCUUCAACUCAUUCCGAGUCAUCACCCCCGAAUCAGUCGAUCCUUGAAAACGCCAAGGACAAAUUCGAUUUCCUGUCAUGGACAAACCCUUCCAAGGCCAAGUCCGUCGCGACCAACGGCUAA